Lithohypha guttulata is the source of this 3039-nucleotide messenger RNA. RefSeq lists its product as uncharacterized. Gene Ontology annotation, molecular function: protein binding. The transcript has a single exon. Gene Ontology annotation, biological process: cell redox homeostasis. Gene Ontology annotation, cellular component: cytosol; mitochondrion. Bases 1 to 3039 code for a protein of 1012 amino acids. NCBI's taxonomy places the organism in Eukaryota, Fungi, Ascomycota, Eurotiomycetes, Chaetothyriales, Trichomeriaceae. The record is from RefSeq and is a predicted model, not a curated record.
AUGGAUCGUUUCAGAAGAAGAAGUGCAAACAUUGAUGUUGCUAUACCGUCUCCUGCUUCCGAACGUGACAGCAACCCCUCACCAAUUCACGUCCCCUUCGACCUCAACGCUCCCGACUCCGCAGUAUCGCUAGACCAGGACUCGAAACGAUUCGCAACCUUUUUUGGUCGCUGGGUAAAUAAAUCACCCUCCGCUUCAGUUCAGCCUGAGUCGACCAACAAGUCAAAGCAUGUGCUUCUCGAACAUCCUGGACGCAAUCCACUAUCGUUAUCAUUUCACGAGCGUAACUCCAUCGUCAAAUCCUCAAUAUCACCACGAAAGCCACGACAUGUACCCAUCAUAAUAUCCAAGUAUUCCUCACCUUACGACCCGCCUCAGCAGAUUCAGAGCCCCGUACUGAGUCACUGCCCUUCACUUCCUGAAAUACUGCUACCUGUUUCAGCAGCCUUCACCACUGAAGCAGAUGCCACGAAGUUGGGCGCAAAACCAUCGCAAAGUCGUGAGAAGGAAGUCCCAUCUCAGGUCGUCAUUCCGCAAACCACCAUGAAUACGAGCCAGUUGAGUUUGACUGCUUCCGAAUCUGGGACGGAGAGUGCUGCGAGCUCGAUACGCCUCUCACACUCGCAAAGUAGCCUCGCUGCUACUACUAGUCCAUCACCUACACAUCAACAGAAUGUGGCUGCCGCGAAUGUUUCAGGCUUCGUCUGCAACAUACACCGGACCACUGGCCAAGAGCCUUAUCCACUCGUUGGUGCAACAACGACGAUACUUGGUGACAAGCUGUACGUCUUUGGAGGGCGUGUCCACAGUAGGACCAACUCUCACCUAUCUUCGAGCUUGUAUGAACUUGACCUGAUCAGACAGCACUGGACGAAGCUUGACACCACGGGAGACAUUCCUCCAUCACGUUAUUUCCAUAGUGUGUGCGCAUUAGGCGACACAAAGCUGGUCUGCUAUGGAGGAAUGUCCCCAGCAUCGCACCAAAGAUCCCCCCCUGCUAAUGAGCAUGCCGAAGCGCAGCCAGAGGUGAUUGUGAGCAACGAUAUAUUCAUUUAUGAUGUCCCAACUAGAACGUGGACCCAGAUACACCCUGCUGGCGGGGAUAGUCCACAGGGUAGAUAUGCUCAUUGCGCCACAAUAUUGCCUUCGUCAGCUGUCUUUGCAUCAGCUAGCUCCCAUACCUCUGCCAUUCACCACAAUCCACCUUCUGCAAAUCCACAUUCCGGGACGAUCGGUGUGCAGAUCGAUGGUACAGGAGGAGCAGAAAUGAUCGUCGUUGGAGGACAAGAUAGCAACAACAAUUACAUUCAGCAGAUCAGCGUUUUCAACCUACGAAAUUUGAGAUGGACCAGUAGUACACCUUAUGAUCGAAAUUGUGGCGCGUACAAAAGCAUGGUCACGGCAUUGCCAGAGAUCAACGUACAAAAUAUUGGCCAAGGAUCUACGUUAGAUGAGGGGGUAACACAGCAGUCGGGAACACCUAUGCUGAUAUACUCGAAUUACAACUUCCUCGACGUCAAGUUGGAGCUGCAAGUGCGGACCCCUGAUGGAAGGCUGGAGGAGAAAACCAUGAAUGGGUCAGUAUCACCACCCGGGCUCAGGUUUCCCAAUGGAGGUGUGAUCAAUGGUCAUUUCGUGGUUAGUGGCACAUAUUUGACCUCAUCGAAGCACGAAUAUGCAUUAUGGGCGCUCGACCUCAGGACAUUAACGUGGGCUAUGAUCGAUACAGCCGGAACUGUCUUCGGACAAGGCAGCUGGAACAGGGGAAUCUUGUGGAACCGCCGAAAUGCAUAUAUCAUACUUGGCCAUCGAAAACGCAACCUAGUCGACGACUACAACCACAGAAGAAUAAAUUUCGCACACUUUUGUCUUGUUGAGCUUGAAGCAUAUGGAUUGUAUGACAACCCACGAAAGAAAAGCCCGUUGUCUGCAUACGUGUCUAAGUCAGCACCUUCAAUCCCUGCCUCCUUGCAGCAAAAUCUGCCAUCGAAGAGUGCAGGUGGAAGGAAGAUUUCAGCCGUUGCAGAACAACUUGGUCAUACGGCACUUUAUGUGACCGAACUAUGCGACAUGGACAUAAUUGCCCAGAACGGAGAGCGAAUUUCGUGCAACUCCAGAAUUCUGUCUCAACGAUGGGGUGCUUUCUUCGACCAGCUUUUGCUUGACUCAGCGUUAUCCUAUGAAGGCAUCGCUGAAUCAGAGGCUACGACCUUAAGACCCACGAUGGCUUCGCGUGCAGCAAGCCGUAUAUCGGCUCUUACGAUCACACCAAGCACAAAUACCAACGGCGGCACAUCGACCGACGAAAGAUCAUAUAGUAGAUCUACUCAAACAACGCUAGUAGACCUACCCUCAUUGAACUCGAUCCCAGCAGCUGCUCGAGGUCGUGCGCUUUACUUACCUCACAUGGUUUCCACGAUCAAGCUCAUGCUGCAUUUUCUGUAUACCUCAGCCUUACCUUCGGUCAAUGAUCCUCUCUGCUCGGUGCAUACGCUGUGCUCUUUGCUACAGCUAGCACGUCCCUACCAAAUCGAUGGACUUCUGGAAGCAACCAUAGAGCGCUUGCAUGAGGUUUUGGAUGGACGGAAUGCAGCGGCUGUAUUUAAUGCCGCCGCCAUGGCUGCUGGAGGAGGACGCGCCAAUGGCUAUAGUGGCCAUGGGACAUUGGAAGCACUUGAGAGGCGUGAAAGUGUGGCGACGAUGGUUGUUCCUCCUGGUCUGCAAAGAGGAAGUCUUCUUGGGGAUGCCGUUGGCACCAUGUCUGAUGAUCGCAAUAGAUAUGGCGAACGACGUGGGCACGGUAGGACCGGCUCGGGUGAUUCUACCAGUACGGCUACAAGUGGAACAACCAGCACGACCUUUUCACAGACUGAUACCGAAAGUCCGAUAGUUGACGAAGGACCUAGAGGCAGAAGGGACAGUAGCAGACAAAUCUGGAACGGUGAAUUGAGUAGUGUCAUCGGCCUACAAAAGAGAGGCCUGCGAGGCUUGAUGGAGGGUCGACGAUUAAGGGAACGAGCGAACACAUCAGAAGGCUGA